AUGACGGAAAGUUCAGUAGAUGAUGGUGAUUUUAGACGAAAAGAUUUCAUUUGUGGUGUAGUUGAAGGCUUUUACGGCCGUCCCUGGACCACGGAGCAGAGAAAAGAUCUGUUUAUUAAACUUAAAAAAUGGGGUAUGGAUAUGUAUGUCUACGCUCCAAAGGAUGACUAUAAGCAUCGAGCUUAUUGGAGAGAGCUCUACACUGUGGAGGAAGCUGAACACUUGACUUCUUUGAUAUCUGAAGCUAAAGCUCAGGGUAUAACAUUCUGUUAUGCAUUGUCACCAGGACUUGACAUAACAUACAGUAGCCAAAAAGAAAUAACAACACUUAAGAGAAAGUUGGAACAGGUGUCACAGUUUGGGUGUAUGUGUUUCUCCCUCCUAUUUGAUGAUAUAGAGCCAGAGAUGAGUGAAGCUGACAAGCAAAUAUUUCAAAGUUUUGCACAUGCACAGGUUUCAGUAACAAAUGAAAUACACCAGCACCUAGGAUGUCCCCGAUUUCUCCUAUGCCCUACACAGUACUGUUCAACUAGAGCUGUACCUACUGUUAACAACUCUGAAUAUCUUAACACACUAGGAACCAAGCUGUCGCAAGAAAUUGAUAUUAUGUGGACAGGUCCAAAAGUAAUAUCGAAGACCCUUACAACUGAAUGUAUUGAAGAAAUAACACAGGUGCUAAGACGACCACCGGUCAUUUGGGAUAAUUUGCAUGCAAAUGAUUAUGACCAAAAAAGGAUAUUUUUAGGUCCCUACUGUGGUAGGUCACCAGAACUUAUCCCUUUGCUGCGAGGAGUGCUAACAAAUCCUAACUGCGAGUAUAAUGCAAAUAUGAUUGCUAUUAGGACCCUUGCACAUUGGGCUAGUUGUAGCUUGGACGCUCCUACACACAAUGAAGCUGUUUCAUGGGAUAUAAAAUUAGAAAGAGAGAGCGAACAAGGUGUAUGUGAAGAUGAUGUGCCUCUCACUCUUGCAAAACAUGUCUACCAUCAUAGGCAGGCUCUAAGACAAGCUAUAAAUGAGUGGCUCCCAGAGUUUUCCAUACCAAAGACGGCCCAGGGACCAGUAAUCAAGCCGCAACCAACGGUGCCUCCUGUAGCCAUCAUACCAAUUGUACCAUCUGUCAACACUUGCAUGUCGUUGGUUAGCACCACAACGACAGCUACAACCAGUACUACAGAUAGACCAGCACCACCGGCCAUCCCAACUGUAACCACCACACAUCUUCAGGGCUUACCAGAUAUGUGUCAUUCACAUGUGACACCAUCGCUUAGUACUACAAUGUCACCAACGGAAACUUUUAACCCGGUCUCAAACCCAGUAAUGAACUCCCUAGUAUCACCUACAAAGGUCAUACUCAAUGAAUCUAUUCCAAACCCCAUAAUUCCCAUGGCCAAUUCUAAUGUCUCGGUUCCUUCAGAAAUACCAGUUUCCACCCUUCCAGUUCCUAUCUUAGGACUCAAAACGAUAGAUGAUAAAGAUGAAACAAUGGAUAAGCUGGAUGGGAACGAAUUGUCCAAUGACAGCGUAUUGGAGACCAGCUUUAUGGAUGUAAGGAAAGACGAAGAACAAAUUAUUGUAGAUGAUGAGGAACGGAAUGGCGAAAUGAGCGUUGGAGACACACCACAAACACUGAGUCCGAGCCGCGUGGUACCAGAAGUGGGAUUAGAACCGUUAGAUGUUGAUCCACCAUCAACUAACGCCACAGAUUCUGAUGUGAUUAUGAACGACACAUACAGUGAGAAUGGUUCAAUGCAAGUCGAGCCAAGCAGCAGCCCUCUUAGUGGUGAUAUGAUGGUGGAGCAAAACGAUGUUACAGAUGAAUCAUCAGACCCGUUGAACGCUAAUCAGCUGACUGAAGACGACCUACUUCUACUCUGUGACCUGUUCUACUUGCCUUUUGAGCAUGGUUCGCGUGGUUUGCGAAUGUUACACGACUUCCAUUGGCUAACGACGCACGCAGCGAGCAUCUUACCCCGGGGAAGUAAGCCUGAGACAAGUGAAUGGCGUCGUCGUCACCGCCGCUUCACGUGGUGGGCUCACCGAAGCAGGCGACUCGCGCGAAGAUUGUCUUUGGCCGCCAAUAAAGAACUUCAUGCAGAGCUACGGCCUUAUCUAUGGGAUUUGUGCGCAGUUUUGGCGUUGUUAUCUGCCUUCUUGAAGUGGUUGGAGCUUGGUAAAUUUCCUCCAAAUAUUGCGACCUUCAUGCAGGGAAGUUACACAUGGUUUUCAAAAGGUUGGCGCGAAGCGUUUGAGAGUGGCGCUCAAGAACCGUGGGUGUUCCGCGGAGGGCUUGCUGCAGAUUUGCGGCGUCUCGUUCCGUUAGACUGCGGGCCGGAUCUGCGGCACUCUUUGCCGAAUGCAGUGCUGCCUCCGUUGUUGUGCACCGCACCACAGACUGUCCGCCCCUACACUCCAAGGGAUGAAGCUCAGGUUUGUAUGAUAUGUCACAAGACCUGCCGCGACGGUGGCGACUGCAGCGACCUGUUUCCCAGUGAUCUUCAAAGCUUACCGGCGGAUCGGCUAGUAAUGCCAUUCCUCACUCUGACACCGGAACUGUGUAUGGUGAUAGAAGAUGACGGAGAUUGUCCAUCGGACGACAAUGGUGACGUUGAAGAUGAUUCUGAAGGCGAUAAACCAGAGUCGAGCAAUAAAGUUAACGGCAAUAAACCGGAAAUCAUUGGCUACGCUUGCGCGGCUCUUAACAGUAAGGAGUUCUAUAAGAAGCAAGAAAUUGCGUGGAUACCGGAAAUGUGCAUCAAAUAUCCGGAGGAGCUGAUACAGAGAGACGAUCUCAGUCAAGCUGCUAGCGACUGCAUCCGGCACUUCCAUCAGUUCAGUACGUUAGAACGUGCUCCGGAGUCGGUGAGCGCCUCUCACCCCGCCUUGUUGACGUGUUGUGUUUUACGUGCUACGAGAGACCCGCAUGCGCCGGCGCGCCUGUUGACGUGUCUAUUGGCUGCCUUACGGGCUAACGGUGCAAACGGUGUCCACGCGUGCAUCAAUUCGACUGACCAUUAUCUGCUGCAGUUCUACAAUAAACUGGGAUUUGUGGAGCUAUCUCGUGAAAAUGGGCGCGUCUAUCUCGCGCGCUCCUUCUAG
This is a messenger RNA of Leptosia nina, 3099 nucleotides long. The record is from the annotation of a GenBank genome assembly. Lineage: Eukaryota; Metazoa; Arthropoda; Insecta; Lepidoptera; Pieridae.